AUGAUAGAAAAAUUAUUUAUGUUUUCCAUAGCAUGUCCACCUGGGUACUUUGGUUCAUACUGUGAGCUUCCCUGUCGGUAUCCAAACUACGGAAAAGGUUGUCAAAUGGAGUGCAAAUGUGAUAAAAGACUUUGUGAUCAUACAACAGGAUAUGAAGUUAAUACAACAUCUGACAAUGUGGAAAAUUCCUCUCUAGUGCAGAAAGAAACCAAGAUAAAAAUUAUGUACAAUUCAUCACUUAUUACCCAUUUGUCAUGGAUAGAAAAAAGUUGCUCCGAUGGCUAUAUUGGUACAUAUUGUGAGUUAAAAUGUCGAUUUCCUAGUUAUGGGACAGAUUGCCAGAAAUACUGUCGCUGCAGUGAAGAGAAGUGCAGUCAUAUUACCGGAUGUCACGUGUGCAAAGACGGAUACUUUGGUCCAGACUGUUUGAGCCCCUGUCGGUAUCCAAGUUAUGGAGCAGAUUGUCAAAAAGGAUGCCUUUGCGAUAGAAACCUAUGUCAUUAUGUGACCGGAUGCCCGACUACAGACGCUACCGAUAAAGCUGGGCAGACACCAACAUUGUCGGUGAACGAUUCAAGAGUGUUACAGAAUGAAACCAAGAUGAAUAUUCUGUAUAUAUCAUCAAAUGUCACCGGAGAAGGAGCUAUCCUUUUGGUUACUCUGGUGUACAUAAUGAGCGUGCCUGUCUGUAUCCGAACUAUAUAUGGAGAAGAAUGCCGAAUGGAGUGCAAAUGUGACGAAGAACAUGUAAUCAUACAACAAGAUGUAGGAAUCCAGAUGAAGUACAUGCAACAUCUGACGAUUCAAUUGUACUGUGAGAAGAAACCAAGAUGA
This is a messenger RNA of Saccostrea echinata, 834 nucleotides long. Its product is annotated as cell death abnormality protein 1-like. The transcript is spliced from 7 exons. The record is from RefSeq and is a predicted model, not a curated record. Gene Ontology annotation, molecular function: scavenger receptor activity. NCBI's taxonomy places the organism in Eukaryota, Metazoa, Mollusca, Bivalvia, Ostreida, Ostreidae. Bases 1 to 834 code for a protein of 277 amino acids.